Molecule: messenger RNA, 362 nt
Organism: Zootermopsis nevadensis
Lineage: Eukaryota; Metazoa; Arthropoda; Insecta; Blattodea; Termopsidae
Source: RefSeq, a predicted model, not a curated record
CAGCAAUAUGAAGAGACCUGUUACGUACUGGUACACAAAGGACCAACCAAUAUUUGAGAACACUGAAGAUUUUGUUGACACAAGGAUUGAUGUGACGAGAAUCCCAGCAGGCUCAGAUACACCGCCUUGCUUGAAGAUUAGCCAUAAUACUUUUGAGACAAUGGAGAAGGCUAACUGGGAGUUUCUGAGACUCUCAUUACCUGUCAUAUGUCUACCAACAUUCAUAGAUGAAACAGAGAAAGUCAGGCGAUGGCAGGAGAUUAAGAUUCGUCAGCAUCGACUUCUAGCUGAGGCUGACCACAGUCAACCAGCACAUAUAGAACAAAUCAUGAAAUCUGGUUUCACAAUGAGUGAUAUUAAAG